Ceraceosorus bombacis is the source of this 3197-nucleotide messenger RNA. NCBI's taxonomy places the organism in Eukaryota, Fungi, Basidiomycota, Exobasidiomycetes, Ceraceosorales, Ceraceosoraceae. The record is from the annotation of a GenBank genome assembly.
AUGGGAGUCACGAGAAAGUCGGAAGCACCGAACGAGGCGGAGCUGCCUUUGCUCGCGUCGGAGCAAGUGGAGAAGCAUUCUCACGCGGACAAGAAGUCCAAAAGAGGCGGGUCCCGAUGGUUGACAACGUCAACAAGAAGAGUCGCAUGCGCUCUAGCAUCACUGGCUUGUGUGGCUCUGGUGUAUCUUUGCGCAGCAAGAACUGAUCAGCUGCGCCUCGGACUCUACGACACUGACCGACUGAAUGCGAGUGGCGAAGAGGCUGCUCUGAAGUUGCUAAAGGGUGGGAGGUUGCAACAUACCGAGGGAUCAGCACGAAAUCAAGCAAGCGAAAGAAUCUUUUUUGGAAUCGGCAAGGCAGACAUCACAGGUGAACAGAGGCGUGAUUUGAGAUCCAGAAAUCUCGAACUCACGGCUGCACUUCUCACCUUUUCCCGCAGGGCCCAUCGUCGAGACAAACAUGAUGGGGUAUGCUUCCUCGUCGCAGACCAACACGGGCCUAGCAUACAGGCAGUACUCUCGAGCAUUUGUGCUAGGGAAUUUCGGUGACGAUGACAGCGUCGCGUUUCAGACCGGAUCGGUAUACACCACCACGCACGAUCUGCUGCGACGUGUGCGAAGGGCGCUAUUCGCUUGGGGCCUUUUCUCUCAUCCGAGUGCGGGCGAGCAGGAUCCAAACGAUGGAAAGAAGCAGCGAUGGGUGAUUGUGAACUCGGACCUGUGCAUGGGAGAUACGGGCAUCAGACGAGCUGUCGUCGAGAAGCUUAGGGAGGUCUUACCAGAUGUCUAUGGGGAAAGAAACUUUGCCUGGACUGGGACGCACAGGUGAGCUGAAUCUGCUUGUCACGCAAUCUCGCUAGCUGACGCCCCGUCUCAUCAGUCACUCUGGUGCUGGAGGAUUUAUCAAUGCGCUCAUCGUACAGACCUCCUCGCUGGGCAUCGUCCAACAAAAUUUCGAUGCCAUCGUCGAAGGCACCGUUCGUUCCAUCCUGCUCGCUCACGACGACUACGAGAAGCGCGUCGCGCGGACCAUGGUCUUGUCUCGAGACCUCGUGUCCGCAAAUACGCAGCCCUUGGACACGUCGGCCUGGCCUUCGAUUCGAUUUGGCAAUACAACGCUACGCAAUGCGCACAUAAAUCGUAGUGCUAGUGCAUACCUUCGAAAUCCGCUCGAGGAGCGUCAGCUGUACGACAGCGACACCGACGAUGAAUUUGCUUUGCUGGAAUUUGUCGAUGCGUCCGCAAAAGAAGCGCCAGGAAACACCGGCUUGCUCUCAGUCUACGCUGUGCACGGCACGUCCCUCUACGAAAACAACACGCUGACGUCCGGGGACAAUAAGGGCCUCGCAGCUCUGCAGCUGGAACUUGACCCUACGCUUGCCUCGCGCCAAGGCAGUUUCAUCGCUGGCAUUGCGCAAGGAAGCGUGGGCGACACUACACCGAACACUGGAGGUGCAUACUGCGAUGCAACCGGCGAGCUGUGCGAUUUCGAAAGGUCUACCUGUCCGAACAAGAGGGGCAAGGAGAGAAGCCAAACUUGUAGAGGUAGGCCGCCUACUUGGGGAGACUUGGAUCUCCUCAACGAGAGCAUGACCGGUGGUUGGGAUUGGAGUGGGAAUCAAGUCGUUGCCGGACUGCAACGAGACUCUGCGAUGCAGGUUCUUGGAUUGCACAGCUCUCACGAUGACGGCCGGCAGAUACGUUCGCACGCCGAAGCGAAGUCUUUGGAACUCAAAGACAAUCCUAUAAGCGGAGAAGUCAGGUCUGUCAAAUGGAAUGUAGCCCUCGGUGGUGCCGACGGCUUUAGCUUUGUCUUACCAAAUGGGACGCGGGUCAGGACCUGCCCGGCAGCGCUUGGCUAUGGUUUUGCUGGCGGUACGACGGAUGGGUGGGUCGCACAAAAAGUGGCGCGCUAUGAAACCUGCUCACCUCUACAUGCAUCUUGUCCUCAGGCCCGGUCCAUUCGACUUUACACAAGGCACCAACGACACGACGCCCACGAACCCUCUUUGGGCCGCCAUAAGAACGCUGGUGAUGCGUCCUGGCAAGGAACAGGUUGCUUGCCAAAGUCCCAAGCGCAUCCUUCUGAAUAUCGGAGAGCAGGUGAGCUGGUACGAAGGAUGACGUCGUUGUCAUGCGCAAGGCAUCUUACAAAACCAUUUCACGUCACCUCACAUAGCACGCACCCUACGACUGGGGACCUAGCGCCGGCAUCGUCGAGACGCAAAUCCUUCGCGCGGGCAGAGUCUUCAUUCUUGUCGUGCCGGGCGAAUUCACCACGAUGGCCGGCAGGCGUAUCAAGGACCGUGUGCGCGACAGCAUACGCGUCCUGGGCAUCGAGGACGAACCCAUCGUUCUGCUGACCGGUCCAGCCAACACUUACGGUCACUGUAAGUCUACACAAGGGCGAUGUCGGCACAUGGAUAGAUGUACUGACAUGCUCUCCCAUUGCAGAUGUGACGACCAUCGAAGAGUAUGCGGCGCAAAGAUACGAAGGCGGCUCGACGCUGUUUGGGCCACACACGCUAGAGGUGGGUAGUGUCGAUGUGCUCUAGUGAUUGCGACCGCGCCUGCGCUGACCACCACCACCCGAGCUCGCUUAGGCUUAUAUCCAUAUCUACGCCAACGUCUUGGUGCCUGCUCUCACUAACGACGAUGCUGCGGGCAUGAUCCCGCCCGGAGAACUUGCACCGAGCAACAUUGGACGAGCAUUCAAGAUGGGGGAGAAGCGGGUGGUCUACGAUGCUGUGAGUAGCAUGGUCGGAGGGGGCAAGAGCAAGCUCGCAUGUGCUAAAGAGACGAUUCGCUCUCAGGCACCUUUUGGCAAAAGCAUUGGAGAUGUGACUGUUCAGCCAGAAGCGCAGUACGAGCUAUCCUCUCGUCCAUCUAUCACUGCUCGAUUUGCAGGAGCCAAUCCGCGCAACGACUUGCGCACAGAAGGCACCUUUCUCGAGGUCCAACAGCAGCUGGGCGCAUCGUGGAGGACACACCGCACAGACGCGCACCCAUCGACGAUCUUCAGGUGGAGAAGAACGAACAGCGUGAGGGGCAGCAGCUCGGUGGAAAUCGUGUGGAAGCCCGAUCAGACGGAUGCUCUGGGCGUCUAUCGUCUCGUAUAUCGCGGAAACGCCAAGCAACCGUUUACGGGCAAGAUUCGAGAAGUGGAAGGCAUCACGGAUGAAUUCAGACUCGUCUGA